AUGGCAGAACACUGGAAAUCCACACCAAAGUACUGGUGCAAGCAUUGCUCCGUUUUCGUCCGCGACACCAAGUUUGAGCGCCAGAACCAUGAAGCUACCGCCAAGCACCAGUACGCGUUGAAGCGCUUCCUACGAGACCUACAUCGCGACCAUGAAAAGGAGGAGCGCGAGAAGGAGAGGGCGCGGCGGGAGAUUGCCCGGCUUGACGGCGUAGUAUCUGGAGCGUCGUCGUCUUCGCGGCCUGGACCGCGCGGGAGCUCACAGGCAGGGCCGGUGUCAGCUGGUUCGACUGAGGCCGAGCUCAAGAAGCAGAGGGAGCAGCUAGCGGAGCUAGGGGUGGCGAUGCCCGACGACUUUCGACUCGAGAUGGCGAUGGCUGGCGAAUGGACUGUCACAAGCACACGAGUCAUCGAGGAUAAACCUGCUGAAGGGGAGGACAGUAAGGAUACUAAGGCAACAGGGGUCCGCAAACGAGAAGUCACUGAGGAGGAGAAGGAGGAGGAGGAAGCUCUGCAGAGUCUGUUUAAGAAGCCGAGGAGGUGGGGUCGAGAUUCAAAAACUGUUGGCAACCAAGAUGAGGACGCAGACCUGGAUGCUCUUCUGAGCGGCUCGAUAUUGACACACCAAAAUCAGAAUGCCGGCGGAGACCUGAAUGUCAAAGCUGAGGAUGAGGCCCCCGAAUUCAAGGAGGAGGUCAAGAAGGAAGAACCAGACCCAGUCAAAAAGGAACCCGACACAGAGGUACAGGGUCUCACCAUGCCAGACGACACUGCAGAGCCGAAGCUAGAACCCCAAGUUAAAAAAGAGUACGGCGAGACGGGACCAGCACCAAUUGUAUUCAAGAAGCGGAAACCCAAAACGGUACGACAGAAGUAG
This is a messenger RNA of Clonostachys rhizophaga, 876 nucleotides long. NCBI's taxonomy places the organism in Eukaryota, Fungi, Ascomycota, Sordariomycetes, Hypocreales, Bionectriaceae. The record is from the annotation of a GenBank genome assembly.